Messenger RNA from Belonocnema kinseyi, 2018 nucleotides. RefSeq names its product probable arginine--tRNA ligase, cytoplasmic (gene ArgRS-m). Gene Ontology annotation, cellular component: mitochondrion. The transcript is spliced from 5 exons. Lineage: Eukaryota; Metazoa; Arthropoda; Insecta; Hymenoptera; Cynipidae. Gene Ontology annotation, biological process: arginyl-tRNA aminoacylation; mitochondrial translation. Bases 226 to 1929 code for a protein of 567 amino acids. The record is from RefSeq and is a predicted model, not a curated record. Gene Ontology annotation, molecular function: ATP binding; arginine-tRNA ligase activity.
CUAUUUCAACACACUUUUCGUGUGUUCAUUAAGUUUUGUAAAAUAAACAUAAAACAAUUUCAUUUACGCUUUUUCAGUUUAUUUAAAUAUUAGUUACAUGAGAAGUAUUAAGAAACUAAAAAAAUAGAAGAUAGAACAAUGUAAAGUUAUAAUAAAUAUGGAUUUUCUGAUUUGUAUAUCUGGAUCAGUAGAACCGGUAUAACCUGUAUAUAAAUAACUAUUACAAUGAGUAACAGUAUAAGAUCUGUUAUACAUAAAAAGAUUACUCAAUCCUUGAACUCAAACCUUUUGACUAAAAACAUCAAGGCCUCGCAUUUAACAUUAAAAUACAAUACGAAUGACGAGUCAUUUUCCUUUUUAUUUCCUUUAAAAGUAAAGGAAUAUAACAUUCUGCAAGAUGCCGAAUCAGUAACAACAAUCGAAAUUGACAAAUUCGUCAAAAAUAUCGAACAUUUGAAGUCCCAUCAUAAGGAAUGGUUGUCUUUUCAAUUGGACAGAAAUCAAUAUGUGAAGGAAAUGCUCGACAACAAUAUCAAACAAAUAACUCCUUUUGUCGAAGCAAAUCCCAGUAAUGUUGUGGUAGAAUUCAGUUCUCCAAAUAUCGCAAAACCGUUUCACGUGGGCCACUUAAGAUCAACAAUAAUAGGAAACUAUAUCGCGAAUUUGAAUAAAUUUCUGAGCAACAAAGUAACAACCAUAAAUUAUCUAGGCGAUUGGGGAACACAGUUUGGUUUUGUUCAACUCGGUCUUAAAUUGGCUAAUAUUUCGGAAUCUGCAUUGAAAGAAGAUCCAAUCAAUUCUUUGUACAAAGCUUACGUUUAUGCCCACAAUUUAAGUAAAGAAGAUCCAUCGAUUGAGGAUAAAGCGAGAGACAUUUUUAAACUCUUAGAAGACGGCGAUAGUGAAAGUCUGAAGGAAUGGGAAAUUUUGAGACGUUAUACAGUCGACGAGUUGAGAAAAACGUACAGUAGGAUAGGAAUAACAUUUGACGAAUAUCACUGGGAAUCUAUGUACAAUGCUAAAAAAUUAGAAACACUAUUUUCUGAAUUGGAACGGUUGCAGCUGCUAAGUACAGAUGAGGAAAGUAGAAAAGUUAUUCGUCUCAGUGAGAAAAAGAGUGUACCUAUCUUAAAAAGUGAUGGUUCUACUUUGUACAUAACGCGAGACAUCGCUGCCGCAGUAGAUAGAUUUAACGAGUAUAAAUUUGAUAAUAUGUACUAUGUUGUCGAUAAUGCUCAGUCUGAACAUUUUGUGAGGCUCGUGAAUAUUCUAGAACGCAUGGAAUACCCGUGGGCGAAGAGAAUUAAACAUGUGAAGUUUGGGAAAAUUCGUGGAAUGAGUACAAGAAAGGGUACAGCUGUAUUUUUGAACGAUAUUUUAGAUGAAACGAGAGCAGUUAUGAAAGAGAAACAAAUACAAUCGCCGAAUACGAAAGUUCCUCUUAAUAUAGAUGACAACAGUACAGAUAUCCUUGGAGUCUCGGCUGUAAUUAUUAAUGACUUGAAACAGAAACGUGCUCAUGAUUAUGAUUUCGAUUGGAACAAGGCUUUGGAUAUAAAAGGUGAAACAGGCGUGAGAUUACAAUACACACACUGUCGUUUAGUCAGUUUAGAAGAAAACAGUGGAGUGGAGCCAGCAGCUGAAUGUAAUCCAGAAAUUUUGAAGGAAACUUGCGUAGAUGAAUUACUUUUUGUGCUUGGUCUUUUUGAGGAAACGAUAUUUAGGUCGCACGAGAGUCUGGAACCAUGCCUAUUGGUGGGCUAUUUAUUCAGACUGAGCCAUGUCAUCAAUAAAAAUUUGUUGGAGCUGAGAGUCAAAGAUGAACCAUCUGAUGUAGCUUCUCAGAGAUUGCUGCUUUUCAACGUAUCUCGAAAUGUUCUUGCUAAAGGAAUGCGACUUCUUGGAUUAAAUCCACUAAAUAAAAUGUAGAAACUGAGUUCAACUCAUACGGUAUGUAAGUUACUGUAAAUUUUUGUAAUUAAUUUUUUAACUUCAGUAAAUGCUUGAAAUAUAAUGUA